GCUCUCUCUAUAUACGCGCUGCUGCUCCUGCCCCUGCCAAACGGCUAAGACUGUUCCCCUUUAUCCGUUUCAGAAUUUCCAGAGCUCCGUCGAGGAACACAAAAGAUGUCACCGGCUCCACUGGUUCAGCAGGAUGCCGCCGCAGCCGACGAGGUCUCCUCCGUCGAGCAGCUCCUCAAGAGCUCUAAUCCGAACAAGGAGGAAGAUGAAGUGGUGGUCGAGGACGUGAAGGACGACGAGGACGAGGACGAUGACGAGGACGACGAUGAUAAGGAAGACGGCGCUCAAGGUGGAAGUGAGGCUUCGAAGCAGAGUAGAAGUGAGAAGAAGAGUCGAAAGGCAAUGUUGAAGCUUGGGAUGAAGUCUGUUACCGGUGUUAGCAGGGUUACCAUCAAAAGGACCAAAAACAUACUAUUUUUCAUCUCGAAACCUGAUGUGUUCAAGAGUCCAAACUCUGACACCUAUGUCAUAUUUGGCGAGGCCAAGAUCGAGGAUUUGAGCUCCCAGCUUCAGACACAGGCUGCUCAGCAGUUCAGGAUGCCAGACAUGAGUUCUGUGAUGGGAAAACCAGAGAUUUCGGCAGCAGCUGCUGGAGCUCAGGAUGAAGAGGAGGAAGAGGUUGAUGAAACCGGGGUGGAGCCUAGGGACAUUGAUUUGGUCAUGACACAGGCUGGGGUAUCGAGGAGCAAGGCCGUCAAGGCGCUCAAGACUCACAGCGGGGACAUUGUCAGCGCUAUCAUGGAGCUCACCACAUAAUUGGCCAAUGUCAGUAGUUUUUGUCAUGCUCAUUGUUUACUUGAUGAGUGUUUUGAAUCAGUGUCGUGUCGGUCAUUGGUUUUUGUAGCUCAAUCGGACGCCCGUCUAUGUGUAUCUGGAUUGUGCUUCUCUUUUCUUCUGAGGACUCAAAACAUUGGCAGUGAUGGCUUUCAGGUUUUCUGAUGUACUUCACUCCUGAGUCAUGAGUUUUUAAAGUUUUCUAUGUUCAUCUUUU
Pyrus x bretschneideri (Chinese white pear) is the source of this 991-nucleotide messenger RNA. Its product is annotated as nascent polypeptide-associated complex subunit alpha-like protein 2. Bases 106 to 756 code for a protein of 216 amino acids. Gene Ontology annotation, biological process: protein targeting to membrane. The record is from RefSeq and is a predicted model, not a curated record. NCBI's taxonomy places the organism in Eukaryota, Viridiplantae, Streptophyta, Magnoliopsida, Rosales, Rosaceae. The transcript is spliced from 4 exons. Gene Ontology annotation, cellular component: cytoplasm; nascent polypeptide-associated complex.